AUCUCUCGGCAAGGCAGAGAAUACGAAGCCUUCGAGGGCAUUCCCUAUGGGCAGCCCCCGGUUGGCGAACUUAGGUUUCAGCCACCACACCCAGCCGAAGAAUGGUCGGGUGUGCUAUCAGCCACGAAGAAGGGCUCUAUCUGCACACAGUAUCUUAUGAGGAGUAUGGCUAUCGAUGGACAAAUUAUCACGGGUGACGAGGAUUGUCUGUAUGUGAACAUUUACGCUCCAAUUAGGAACGGCAAGAACACUCUGUUACCUGUCAUUUUCUGGAUUCAUGGCGGCGCCUACUUGUUCGGCAGUGGAAACGACAUGAACGAGACACUCAUAAUGGACCGUAAUGUCGUGCUGGUCACGGUCAAUUAUCGUUUGGGACCAUUCGGUUUUCUAAGCACGGGGGAUAGCUUGGUGCCCGGAAACAUGGGGUUGAAGGAUCAAAAUCUGGCACUACGCUGGGUGUCGAAGAACAUCGAGAACUUCGGUGGGGAUCCGAAAAAUAUAACUCUUAUGGGUUUCAGCGCAGGAGCCUCUAGUGUCCACUACCAUUAUUUGACACCACUGAGCGCUGGACUUUUCCAUA
Eufriesea mexicana is the source of this 580-nucleotide messenger RNA. Its product is annotated as venom carboxylesterase-6-like. NCBI's taxonomy places the organism in Eukaryota, Metazoa, Arthropoda, Insecta, Hymenoptera, Apidae. The transcript has 3 exons. The annotation marks the transcript as partial. The record is from RefSeq and is a predicted model, not a curated record.